Ricinus communis (castor bean) is the source of this 1639-nucleotide messenger RNA. Its product is annotated as ribosome-inactivating protein gelonin. NCBI's taxonomy places the organism in Eukaryota, Viridiplantae, Streptophyta, Magnoliopsida, Malpighiales, Euphorbiaceae. Gene Ontology annotation, biological process: negative regulation of translation. Bases 422 to 1327 code for a protein of 301 amino acids. The record is from RefSeq and is a predicted model, not a curated record. The transcript has 3 exons. Gene Ontology annotation, molecular function: rRNA N-glycosylase activity.
UGCAGGGCAGUAAGAAAAAUGUGACCACUUCCAUGAUACUAAACCUGCUACCUUCUAACUCUCAUCAAUGUGAAAAAGGUUGCAUCUGUCUUUCUUUUUAUGUUUCAUAAAAAAUUAAUGAUUGUCACUUUCACUUCUCUUUCGCCACUUCUUUUUUCUGUUUAUUUUUUCUUUUUCGUACUAACUCAUCUCAUCUUCAUAUAAGGGCAAUUUUUUUUUUCUUUUCCUUUUUCUUUUUCUUUCCCUUCUUUUUCUGUAUAUAAUAAGCAUCAACUACCCAUUUACCCUUCCUAUUUUCCUACUCCUCCUCCAAUUUAAUUCUGGUUCUUGUUCUCUUUCAAACAACAAAUUUCACCAUUUUAACCAGCAGCAUUCCAGAACCGCUCCUUUCUCAGGUGCGUAGAAGACUUUGGAAAAGAAAAUGGACAGCUAUUCUGUGGAGAGUGUGGAGAGUUUUGAUGCGGGCAGUUCUGAUGCCAAUAAAUCCGAGUUCGUAGAAGACUUUGAAACGAAAAUGGGCAGCUAUCAUGCAGAGAGUUUUGACGCAGGUAGUUACGAUGCCAACAAAUACACAGACUUCCUGAAAAAAUUACGUGGGACAUUGAAAAGUAGUGCGAGCCAUUCGAUACCAGUGUUGCCUACCAAAUUGUCCGUCACUAGUAGCAAAAGGUUUGUUCUGCUGAUACUCAAAAGCUCAAAAUCCACCAUCACAAUAGCAUUAGAUGUCAUCAAUGCUUAUGUUCUUGGUUUCCAAGUUGGAAAAAAAUCCUACUUCUUUAAAGAUAUUGCUGAGGAUAUAUAUGAAUCUAAACUUUUCAACGGGACAACAAAAGCCAGACUUCCAUAUGGGGGUAGCUACCAAGAUCUGUUCAAUGCCGGAGCAAAUAGAGAGAAAGUGCCAUUGGGAAUCUCACAGUUAAACAAUGCCAUCUUUCAACUGAUUAAGUACGUUUCCUCUCCUUCAACCACUGAUAUCGCCUCUAAUCUUCUGGUUGUCAUUCAAAUGAUUUCAGAAGCUGCACGAUUUAAAUAUAUCGAGAAAAAAUUGGUUGAAAAAUUUAAUGAAGACCUUUAUCCUAAAGGUGACUUACUCAGCCUUGAGAACAAUUGGGGUGCCCUUUCCAUUGCCAUUCAGACAGCUAAACGCGAAAAAUUUUCUACCAAAAUAGCAUUGCAAGAUGAAAAUUAUAAAACGUACAAUGUAUCCACUGUUGCAGAAGUACAACCUAUGAUGGGACUCUUGCUUGCCAAGGAAUCAAUUCGUGGAGAACCAAUGUUUUGGCCAAACAAUGAAGACUUCAUCCAGCUGCUGUCAAUGUUGGAUUAAUUACUUGUGUUGUGUGAUAAUCGCAGUAUUUCAAUAAAGGACAUCAAAUUAUUGUUGUCCAAAUAGUAACUGCAUAAUAUUGUGUUGUGUGUAUUAUUUCUUGUUGGUCUUUACUCUCUUGAUAUUUGGUGGUUGUAAUCUGUCUUUCUCCAGGGCUUUUCACUUAGCUUGAAUUUGGUCGGGUAUUAUGGGCGGAUCUUUACUGGUCCUUGGAUUUAGUUCGGCACAUACAAGUUAUGUUUUUCCUGGAUUGUUCUAAUAAUAAAAGAAAGUAUAUUUAUCAAAAAAAAAAAAAAGUUUAUUUCUGUGUUA